UAUGAAACUAGUUACAGUUCUGUUGCUCGUCGUCGUGGUUCUCUAUGUGGCACAUUCAGUAAACGGCCAACGUGGUGGACGGCCUGGUGGACCACCGGGUAGAGCUACUAGUGCGCCUAGGCGUUCAACAAGACGUACAACAAGAGCCACAACCAGAAGAACUACCGGACGUACCACCAGGCGUACAACGAGAGCCACAACAAGAAGAACUACCGGACGUACCACCAGGCGGACUACCAGACGUACUACAAGACGAACUACAAGACGUACAACAAGACCUACAACAAGACGAACUACCAGGCGUACAACAAGACCUACAACAAGACGAACUACCAGGCGUACUACCAGACGUACUACAAGACGUACAACAAGACGAACAACAAGACGUACUACCAGACGUUCAACUACUAGAAGGCCUAGCUGUCCAAGUACAUGCCCAGAUGUCUUUGAUCCUGUUUGUGGUACCGUGAAUCGCGGUGGAAGGAUUAUCAAUUGUAAUUUCAGCAAUAGAUGCCAACUCGCUUCCCACAUGUGCAGAAAGCGGGAGGUUUGGUCAUCGACUAAUGGUAACUGCGCCCAGAAGUCCAGUAACAGGGACUGUAGCUAAGCAGAGAAGACACACUUGAAUAUUAAAAAUGAAACGGACGAAACAUGUACGCAAAUACUUCUGGAAUAUAUUUGAUAAAAUAGAAUAAACAAAAUAAAAAUAAA
Molecule: messenger RNA, 711 nt
Organism: Drosophila innubila
Lineage: Eukaryota; Metazoa; Arthropoda; Insecta; Diptera; Drosophilidae
Product: salivary glue protein Sgs-3-like
Exons: 2
Coding region: 2-607 (201 amino acids)
Molecular function (GO): protein binding
Source: RefSeq, a predicted model, not a curated record